Messenger RNA from Mixia osmundae IAM 14324, 1179 nucleotides. RefSeq lists its product as uncharacterized. NCBI's taxonomy places the organism in Eukaryota, Fungi, Basidiomycota, Mixiomycetes, Mixiales, Mixiaceae. Gene Ontology annotation, biological process: proteolysis. The coding region runs from base 1 to 1179 and encodes 392 amino acids. Gene Ontology annotation, molecular function: aspartic-type endopeptidase activity. The record is from RefSeq and is a predicted model, not a curated record. The transcript is spliced from 4 exons.
AUGCGCUUUACGAUCUUCGCAGUUGCUGCAGCCCUCUCAUUCUGCGCCGCAAUCAAGUUGCCUGUCUAUCGACGGGAGCAUGCAGCGGUCGCAAGUCUCGGCAAGCGCCGUCUCCAUCACCACGUGUCGGACAAGCAUUACCGAUGGCCCAUUCCCAUCAUUGGUGGUUCGAACCUUUUCGCAAACGUAUCAAUCGGAGACGUGGACUAUGGCUACUGCUCGCUCGACACUGGUUCGCCGGCCACCCUUAUCCAGCACUAUGCCAUGGGGCCAAAUGCAAAGAACCUGACGACGCCUUACGCUACAGUCUUUGCGGACUUUUCGGUCUUCUUGGGUAACAUGUACGAAGACAAGUUCACGCUUUCAGGCAGCGGUCUGUCUUUCGACUUCAAAUUCGCUGGACAGAUCGUACCAGGCGGCCCGGUCUCAGACGAUAUCAAUGGCAUUAUCGGUCUCAGUCCACAGGCCACUCAAGAUGAAUUCUUCGAAGAGACUGCCCACCUCAAACCGGGCACAUACCUCAACUUGAUGGCGCAACUCACCGCAAAGAAGCUGAUCGCUGCCGACAUCAUCUCGAUGUACUUCCAACCAAGAGACACGUCCAGGACGUUGGGCACAGACGCUGGUGCCCUUGAGAUCGGUGGGAUCAACUAUGCGCUUCACAAGUCCGAUGUGGUUUACGAGGACAUGCUCGGGCCAUGGCAUAACCAUGUCAGCAAUGAUGAUAUUCAGUACUGGGCUCUGAAGGUAGCCAUCCCUUCGGUUGGAAUCGAAGCGUCGGAUCCAGUCGCAUCAUUCACCGCCAUCGACACUGGAUCAUCCCAGCUGUUGCUUCAAAAGCCCGCCUACACAAAAUGGUACAAAACGAUCCCAGGGGUCUUCACGGACAAUACCUAUGGAGUGGUCGGUUUCCCGAACAGCUCGAUCCCGCACGUGCCUAACCUUGACUUCGUCGUCAAUGGCGUCACAUUCAAACUGCCCGGAAGCGAGCUCCUUCUGCCCGGAAGUUAUGUCAAUGAGCUCGGACUUGACCCCAAAUACAGCUAUUCAUACGUCGCGGAAACGCUUCUGCCAGGCCUCAACGUGUUUGGCUCCUUCUUCCUUGAGCGCUUCGCCGUCAUUCUCGACGGCGACAAGAAGCGUAUCGGCUUUGCAAAGACAGCGUACUCGCCAGCCUGA